This is a messenger RNA of Echinops telfairi (small Madagascar hedgehog), 8132 nucleotides long. It is a transcript of the gene KBTBD11, whose product is annotated as kelch repeat and BTB domain containing 11. The record is from RefSeq and is a predicted model, not a curated record. The transcript is spliced from 2 exons. NCBI's taxonomy places the organism in Eukaryota, Metazoa, Chordata, Mammalia, Afrosoricida, Tenrecidae. Gene Ontology annotation, molecular function: protein binding. The coding region runs from base 917 to 3064 and encodes 715 amino acids.
CCCCGAGCGCCUCCAGCCGCGCGCCUGCUUGCUGGCUGGGAGCGCUUUCGCCGGCGGCCGCGGCGCUCGGCGCUGCGGGAAGGAACAAGAAGAGUAUGGUGCAACGAUAUGGAAACACCUGAUAUCCCAACAAAGGAAGCUGCAAAGGCAUGCUCGUGAUGAUAAAUGAGGACGACCAGUCAAAGUAUUUUUUCAGACACCCACAUGGCAAGUGAAUUAUGGAUUGCUGCUUCUCUGCCCAGAUGACACGCCUGGAUAAAACCAGGAUUCUUCAGCUGACCUUUCAUAAACUGUAAUCACUAAGAGAGUCACAAAAUGAAAACCCACUGUGGUGAUUCAACAACAACAACAAAAGAACGGAGCUAAAACUCAAGAUUCUAAAGUUUCAUUUUCAGUCUGUCUCAGAUUUGCUGGCUUUAUAGACAGCAGAAACGUCAUGGAAUGAAGUGUGAAUGAGCCCGGUUUGUUGGAUAUACCUUGAUAACGCAAAUUUGAAGCGAGUGAACUGUAAGCAAAAUCCCUGCUGUAGCUCUAGGACUUUCCUGUACAUUUAAUUAAACCAUUGCCACAUUGACAUCGAGGCUAAUUCAUGAAGACCUUCACAGCAGAUAGAUAGCCAUAAAACGUUAACGUUUAUGAAGGUUCAAAAGUUCAGUACAGAGUACACCCCGAGUUUGACACACCCCUCUUCACAGGAAAGGAGUGUGGCAAGGGCAAAAGGGGACCUGCCUGUGAGCAAAAAGGAAAAAAAAAAGGUGUGGAAACAGAAGUGAAAUAUGGUCACGUGCCAGGAAAAAACGUGUGUAGCCAGAAACUAGAGUAACAAUUAACCUUGAACAGCCCAAACCAGGGUGCUUAUGUUCUACUGCUGAAUGGGAAAGGGGGUGGGGGGCGGCAGCUAAGAAAACCCCCUGCCAUGGAGAACCCUGUGGCUCCCUGCGUCCUUUACUCCGGUGACCCCGUCAGUGGGUCAAAGCCAGGGGGUGGCUUUGCUAAUGGGAUGUGCAGAGAAGCCGGGGGCCCAGGAGACGCUCUGGCCACUUCUGGAGAAGGGAGCCUACGGCAGCCUGACACGGACGAGGAGGACCAGAGGGCGGGUGUCAACGGGAAAGAGGGCACCGAGUCCCUGGCGCAGACGCCCUGCAGUUUCAGCUCUUCCCUGUGUUUCAGCUCCGGGGAGGACUCUCCACCGCAGUCUUGUGCAACCCCAGCUUCCGCUGCGGAGGACGCGGCCACCUCCCCACCUUUGUCGCUGCGCGGAAGCCGGGUGGUAAAGAGUCAGUGGGAAGUCUACAGCUCCGCUGCCGCGUCGGAGGAGCCCGCGCAGGAGGAGGCGGUGCCGAGGCAGCCGGGGGAGAGCUUCCCGCCGCCGCAGCCUCCGCCCGUCCCUCGCUGCGUCCAGCCCGGAGAGCAGCCCGGGGCCGCGCCGCCGCGGGGCCGCGCCGGGGCGGGGGACGAGGGGGACGGGGCCGGCGGGCCGGCGGCGGAGCCCGACCUGGUGAUCGAGGUGGCCGGCCGCCGCAUCCGGGCGCACAAAGCCGUGCUGGCCGCCCAGAGCGACUACUUUCGGGCGCGCUUGUCGCGAGAGAUCCUGCGCAUCAAGGGGGUGAGCUACGCGGCGCUGCGGGUGCUGGUGGACUAUCUGUACACGGGGCGCAUGGGCGACGUGCGGCAGGACAACGUCGCCGAGGUGGUGGCCGGGGCGCGCUUCCUGCAGAUGCCCUGCGCCGUGCAGUGCGCCAUGGACGCCAUGAGGACGCAGAUCACCCUGGCCAACUGCUACCAGGUGCUGAGCCUGGCCAAACAGCAGCGGCUUGCCGAGCUCCGGGAGGCCGCUUACCGCUUCAUGAGCGACCACUACCUGGAGGUGCUGCGCGAGCCGGCCGUCUACGGCCGCCUGACGGGCGCCGAGAGAGACCUCGUCCUGCAGAGGCGGCUGCAGGGCGGCCGCGGCUGCCUCCUGGCGGCCGAGGUCAACGACGUCUUCGAGCGCGUGGGGAGCCGGCCGCAGAGCCGCGAGAGCAGCCGGCCCCAGAGCCCCUCGGCCGUGGCCGUGGCCGCCGCCGCCCCCGCGCAGUCUCCCGGGGAGCCGCCGUCCACGCCGCCGCCAGCCGCCCGAGCCCUCUCCGAGGACGAGGACGGCCACAGCGAUUCUGUCAUCUACUACUACCAGGAAGCCGAUCGGGAGUGGCGGGUCCUGACCCGGCUGCCCGAGGGCGCCAACGCCAAGGGCUGUGCCAUGUGCGUGCUCUACAACUACCUCUUCCUGGCGGGGGGCAUCCUGCAGGAGGGGCCCGAGGGGCGCGCCCGCCUCUCCGACAAAGUGUUCUGCUACAACCCGGUGACUGACAGCUGGAGCACCGUGCGACCCCUGGGCCAAGCGCGCUCGCAGCUGAAGCUGCUGGCCCUAGACGGCUACCUGUACGCCGUGGGCGGCGAGUGCCUGUUCAGCGUGGAGCGCUACGACCCGCGCAGCGACCGCUGGACUGCCGUGGCCCCACUGCCCAAGGGCGCCUUCGCCGUGGCCCACGAAGCCACCACCUGCAACGGGGAGAUUUACGUGUCUGGAGGGUCGCUCUUCUACAGGCUGCUCAAGUACGACCCCCGGCGCGACGAGUGGCAGGAGUGCCCUUGCAAUAGUAGCCGCAAGCGGUCAGCCGACAUGGUGGCCCUCAAGGGCUUCAUCUACCGCUUCGACCUUUGCGGGGGACGCGGCGAUCUCCAGGCUGUAGCUGGCACGAGUGGAGGGGUCAACGUCUUUCGGUACCACUGCCUGGCCAAGCAGUGGAGUCAGUGUGCUUCGAACCUGCGGCCUCCUGGUGGACUCUCAGGCCAACAGCCCUUCCGCUGUGCGGCCCUAAACGGCACUAUCUACUGCGUGAACCGUGCGGGUACCUGGCGCUUCGUCCUCUCCCAGGAGGUUGAGCCUGGUGAGGACGGGGGCCAGAGAGGCAACUUCGAGCCAGAGUUGCUCAAAGCCCCCUUUGACGCUCGAGGGGUGCUUUUCCCGUUUGUGCUAACCUUGCCUGACAAGCCGGACAAAGGAGAGCAGGGGACUGUGUAAGGAGCGCAGAGGUCUAUUAAGACUAUGGACACCAACAACCCUCCUGGGCUGAGAUCCCAAAAGGGGAGAAAGGGAGGGGGUGGGUUGGGCUCCUGGCAAUGCUGGGUCUCUUAAACGCCUAACUUUUUAAGUUUGCCCUUGGGCUUUGAAGACAUUUUUUGCAGUACCGUUAAAAAGUUGGCUUCCCUAUUCUGCAUCUCCCUUUGCUUCACUUUACUGAAUGGGGCCGAUGACACAAGAUAGAGGAUGUGUUCAAAUUAGAGAACCUUCCAAGCAAGACAAGAUUCCUAAGGGAGAAGGCAAUGUAAUAAUAAUAAUUAUUUUUUUAAAAGCUCCAGUACAGUGUGGGGGGUCAAGAAUGCACCCUGUAUGGGUUCUGAAGAGUAUUGUUGCUUACCAAAGGGACCCUCACCCUGGUGGUGGUGCAGUGGUUAAAGCAUUUGCCAACAUAAAGUUCUGCAACCCACCAGCCUCUUGGCCCAAAAGGUAUGGUAGGAAAAAUUUACAGCUUUGGAAACCACCCCAGUGGGGGCAGUUGUGCCCUAUCGUUUCAGAAUCGACUCCACCGCAAUGGGGUUUACACUGAUUUAGAAUCUCCUGUGCACACGUGGGGAUUACGGAAAUAGGACUCAAGUGUGCCCAAAAGAGCUGUUAGAACCCCUGAAAGAAGGUCACACCCCUUUUCUCUUUUUUGGCUUGAGGUUUAAAAUUAUAACUGUUAAGUAAAGCUCCUAAGGCCUUUUUAACUUAAGCUAAACAUUUCUGCCACUGCUGUUUACGUUUUGGUUGGGCCAACUCCACAGGAGCAGUGUAAUAAACCUGAAAGGUCAAACCUCAUCACUAAUAGGAUUCCUUGUCUUAUAAGCUUUGCAAGUUUUUCCUGUCAGAUAUGAUGCCUUAGAUGCAGGCGCACACAGCACACUUCAAGAACAGUUUCAUCUCACCCAUUAACUGAGAUGGUAGUAAUGUUUAAGUUAAAAGAGGGGAAUGAUGGUGAUGAUUUACUAUUAUUUGGAUUUUAAGUGCUUGGUGAGUAAACAGUAUAGAAAAGCUUCUCUCCAGCAGAAAAACAUUCCUGACAGGAGUGAUUGCUUAUUUUAAAAGGACCCUUUGGUAGCCUCCUGAACUAAUUAACUUAUCAUAAUGGGCUGAAAUCUUCCUCAAAACAAAAAGGGUAAAAUUGUGUCUUUGACAGUUCUAAAAUUAAAUGUGCAGCAAACUUCUCAAUCCAUUUUUGAGCCUACCACUUAGGGUUUUAAAUAUGUAUUAUGUAAUUCUAAUGAAUAUUUUCCAAGCAACAUUCUGAAAAUGUGGCAGAAUUGUUAGGUCUCUCUCGGGGGAGAAAUAUAUCUCGGUCUUUGGCUUCAAGUGAGAAAGAAUGAACGCUGAAGCCUGGUUUGUGAUCCAAGUGAGUUUUAUAAAGGUUAGAAGCAGCUUUGGGUUUUACAGUACAAUGGAACACAGCCAGACAGAGUCGGAGGCAUGGUUGUGGGGGACCUCGACCCAGUCUUGCUGGGCUCUGCAGCCUGGCCACGCUGAACCGUGUGUGGGAGCCCCUGCUAGAGAGGGCCAGAGUGAAAACUUCGGGCUUUUUCCCAUCGUAGUUCCGCCCCUACUCCCCCAUCCUUUGGGAGGCGGAGUGGUCCAGCGUACUGGUUAACCCCAUUGGCUGAAUUAAGCCCACCUGGCUGGAUGGGGUCCCACCCGAGUUUACCGGCUUCCAGUCUCAGAGACCUGAAUGUGUGCAUGCCCUCCAGCCUUCAGCAGCUUCUGAUUUCCUGUAAUGGGGGAGGGAGGCUUUGGCAUGUAGAGGACAACCCUUAAUUCUGCCUCUAGCUACCUAACAAUGGACAGAAUGACAGUGGAUAUAGUAGCAUAAAGGAAGUUGCAUACUUUAAUGUGAUUUCAUACACAAGCUAAAUUAACACAAAACUCAUUAUUUUGCCAGUUUUAAGUUUAAAAAACAAGUUCCUUGAUAAUAGUUUUAUUUGUUACAGUAUUUUACUUUGCAUAUAUGUGCUGAGAGGACUUGCUAUAUAUAUAUUAAGUAUGAAUAUGUGCUCACAAACAAACAAAUUGAUUUGGAUUCUGAAUCUAAUACCUUUUCUUAUAUUAGGAAAUACACAUUUAAAGCUACUGGAACAUAAUUGGAUAAAGUCCUGCAUACUUUCAUAAUUUGCUAGUUAAUCCAGUGAUUGGAGUGGUCAUCUUUGUAGAAAUCAGUGGGUAAUUUGGAAAUAGAUUAUGCUUUUUGAGACUUCGUGCUUAUGAAAGGAUCAGCUUGAAUCUUAUGCAUGCCCCAAAGGAAUGGAAAUUAUGAUUUCAGUUAGAGUGUAUUUGGUGAUUUAUAUGCUUGCUAAGGAUUGCUCAAGAUCUAAGAGAGGCUAUCAUGGCAAUUUGGUUAGUAAUCUUAGGAAAAACAGACUUCACAUUGCCUGAAUAUAUUGGCCUUUUUAAGGGUAUACUGGAGAAAUUAUACUAGAUAAAAACACUUAUAGCAAAGGGAAAAAUAACACCCUUUUAAGAAAUGUGCAUUUCAUUCUAUAGUACCCUUUUCUCUAGAACUUUAUUAUUUACGGUAAAAUAUUCAUAUGAAAGAGAACCAGGCUAAUAUUUUCUUACUUUAAAUACCAGAUUUAUAAAGCACCAUUCACUGUGAUUUUACUUAAGACUUGGCUCUAUAAUUGAAAAAUAAAAAUUUUACUGUUUAAAAGUAAAAUGAUAAAAUUGACUUCUAAAGUAAAAUCACUCAUCAGAGGAUAUUAGAAGUGUCUUUCCAUGUCAGAUAUGGGUAACUUCAACAUGCACAGUUGAAGUUUUGUGUAUUGUUUUAUCAUUUCAGUCAAUGAAAGCAUAACAUUACUUCCUGUGGGAAUUGGCAGCAGAAUCCCAGGGUUUUCUUCUUAUCUUCUCAAAACAAAGGAUACCAGGAAACCUUAAGGAUAACCGAGCAGAAUUAGUGUCAGUCAUUAGUGAUGUCUAGCCAACCAAUUUUGAAAACAUUUAGAUAUUAUAUACUAUGGGCAUUUCCAAGUUGUAAGGUCAUCUUAAGCCAAGUGCCCGGAGGAGCUGAUAUGCCCUGAGGACCAGCUUAUUUUGAUUGGGGGCAGAGAGGGAGGCUUCAUAAGGAUUCAGUAGGUGCCACAAAUGAUUCCGAACUCACCUACUAGCUGAAAGGCUGUCAGGUUUAUAUUUGGCCAGGGGCACUUAAGCCAAUAGCCCUGGUGAUCUUCGUCUGCAGGUCACUGUCUUGUAAACGCUCCGAGCACAAUUCAACUGUGCACUCACAGUGCCAGUGAAUGGUUUUGACAGCAGUUAACAACAUUCUUGGGUGUGGAGCCCUAAGGGUGUGUGCUGAAAGGAGUUCAAAAUCCUUACUCUUCCUGAUCUUAGAUCUGGAGGACUGCUGAGUGGGAUUUGCCUGACCUUGCUGAGACUUAACUUUGGAGGUCGUACUCAGAGUAGGAUUCCCUCAUAUAAAAUGUGGUGUUCUAAUUCUGCCCGACACUAUUUUUCAACACAGUUCCUACUGCUGCCAACAAAUUUCCUGAUCAUCAAUCAGCUAAAAGAGUUAAAAGGGUAUCUGAUUCAUGAUAUUCAUCCAAAAUUCUCAUACAGUAAAGUAAGUCAUGCAUACUGACAUUUCCAAAUACUUGAAAGAACAGUUGUAUUUGGAGGGGAAGGUGGUAUACGUACAUGAAAACUUGAGUUGUUUGGUUAGUUGGCAACCACUGACUUGUGUGGUUAAGCAAGAUCCCUUUGGCACUCAAAGGAGCUAGUUUUAAGACUUCUUUUUUUUCUCUGUUUGCUCUUUGUCUUGAAAACCACUCCCAACUACUAACUUUGACUGUUGGCAGCUCUAAGGAGUUUGGACUUAAGAGUUUAGUGGUUGGUUUUCUGUGUCUAGAUUGACACCUGCUUCUUUUCCUUUAAGAAAAUGAAUGCUUUAGAAAUGUUCACUGGCUUUAGUUAUGCUUGCAGAUACUUACAUAGGAAAUGAAUCAUCUGCUCUAUUUCUGUUAACUCCUGAUAUCAGUUUAGCAAUUCUGGCAGCAAUCAUGUAUGCUGUUGGUAUUUUAUGUAACUUCCUGUAAAAUAUUUUUACACUGAAUGUUUUUUCAAGGUCCUUUUGCCUUUUCGUAAAGUCAAGGUAGAUUGAGGACAAAUCGACUUUAACAUCUGAUUAAGGUAAUGUAAACAAAAGUGCUCUUGUGUUCUGUCUUACUUUAGACGCUUUCCUAGUUUACAGUUUGAUUUUUGGUUUAAAAAAUAUCAAUUUCCUUAUUUCUCCCUUUCCUCUGCAAUCUCCCUAUUCUGAGGGGAUAAUGAUAGGAACAAACCAGGGAAAUGCACUCACAUUUCAGACGUGUCAGAGUUUAUGUCAGAAGCCACAUUCUCCUCUGCCUUCCCGAUCCUCCUCUGCUCCUCCAUCCUCAGAUGCAACCAAAUCGAAACUAUUUGGAGAAGGUGGAAGCAGCUAAGUGGUCAGCGCAAUCCCUCAAAGGCUAUUUCCAUAGUACGUGCAUUGCAUUGGGUAUAAGAAGUCAUCUAGAUACGAUUUAAAAUAAACAGGAGGAAGUACAUAGACUAUAUGCAAAUACACCGCAUUAUAGAGAAAGUGAUUUGGAUAUCUGAGGAUUUUAGUCUCGUCAGGGGACCUGGAACCAGUCCCUAAGAAUACUGGGGUUGGCUGUAUUGACCCUUUUCCCCUCCGUCUCCAGGAAUAAGCCCAGACCAUGUGGCAUUCAGCAUCCUUGCACAGGAACUAACAUUGGGCAAGUGCUUUGUACAUGCUUCACAUGCUGGAUUUAAGUUCAAUUGAAAAAAAAAAAAAAAGAUGUGAUAUAAUAUGAGGUCAAAUCAAAGCUUUUCAAUACUCUGAGUAGUACUCAAAUGUUGUCAUAUAGUUGAGCCAAUGUAUACCCGUUUAAGGCACACUUCAGGUCAGCUGGUGUUUUCUGUGAGGUUAAUGUAUUAACACUUCAGUUUUAUAAUCCUAAGCAUAAAUCCUGUAAAACCCUUUUACGUAUGUCAACUAUGCUGAGAUGAAAUAAAUAUGUGCAAAAUA